Molecule: messenger RNA, 1903 nt
Organism: Elgaria multicarinata webbii
Lineage: Eukaryota; Metazoa; Chordata; Lepidosauria; Squamata; Anguidae
Gene: EFHB
Product: EF-hand domain family member B
Exons: 13
Coding region: 14-1816 (600 amino acids)
Molecular function (GO): calcium ion binding
Source: RefSeq, a predicted model, not a curated record
CCCUCCCGCCAGGAUGGUGGGAGGGAUCCCUGUCAAGGGGCUGCACGGAGCCGUCAAGCAAGCGUAUGAGGGGAAGUUUGUCGACCGAUUUCCCGAACUCCCCACGGCUGGAAAGCUGAUACCUGUUGGAGAUACCGCUGCUACUUGUCUGACAGGUAUUUUACCCCGGCCAAUUACUCCACCUAUUAUAAAAAAGUUUCGAAACACCAGCAACCCUCCUCCUGGGAGAGAGAGAGUAUUUUAUGGCCGAGCAAACGAUCCUGAUAUUGCAUUACAUUUGACACAUGGUGUAAAAAGCAUCCCUUCAGAGAGUGUAGCGUCACUGGCAAAUCCACCUCCCAAAACGUGCUUUCAACAAAAACUGAAAGAGAAGAAAGAAAGAAUUUAUUUAAGCAGCCGUGAAGCUCCCGUUGGGAAAUCCCACGAUCAGUCACUAAGAUUACCUAAAGGACUGGAUGUGACUAACACUCGAUUUGGAGUAACAACCCUCCGAGAGGGUCCUGGAGGAGAGGUUAUAAAUCCACCAAAGACAUUUGAUGAAGUCCAAAGGGAAGCACAAGAAGGACAUGAAUUGUAUGUUCUUACACACAAUGAUUAUUAUGUCGGGGAGUCAAUGAAUAGAAAAUAUAACCCAACUACAUUCAACAGAUUUAAUUUAUAUGGAAAAGAAACACCACACUUUAAUGACGGCCGAAAUGUAGCUAGAACUUUUCGCUGGCUCCAUGAUCUACAGAUGAAGAAAUCAGCAAAAAUAGUGUCCAAAAUAAGUGAUGAUUUCAAGGAAAAAUUUCAGCCUCAGCUUGGAAAAGUCUUUGAUCCUAUAGCAGAGACGCUCAAUGUUCCACCAGACCAUACAUUUGGAGUGCUCGUUCGUCCUGAAGAAUAUGGUGUUGGGGACCUUCUUCAUUACAGGCUUCCUAGUGAAUACCUUCGCGGUAAAGACAGAGAGCGGGCCGUCCUUACUGCAAUUCGACAGAAUCUGAAGAAAGCUAAUUACCACAAUUUUGAAACAUUAUUACAAGCAUUUAGGCAUUGUGAUAAGGAUGGUGAUCGGAAAAUAGGCAAGGAAGACUUGAAAAGGUCCUGUUUUCAGCUUAACCUGGACUUGGAUGAAGAGCUCCUGGAUGCUUUAUUUAACUACUGUGAUUUGGAUAAAGAUGGUUUUAUAAACUAUCUAGACUUUGUGAAUUUCCUUAACUGGAAAGACAAAAUGUCUCUUCACGAGUAUGAAGAAAAAAUUGUUACAAAAGGUAAAAGGCCAGAACUCUUUGACCUCAUUCCACCAGACAGUGCAGAAGCCAAAGCGGAUGAAGAUGCCCUGCUAAAGAAGGAUGACAUCGUAUUAAAGGAACCUGGGAGUUUAGAAAAGACACCCAGAACACUUUCAAGACCAACUGAUCGUGUAUUGUCAGACUAUCGUACAACUUCUUCUCAAUAUAAUGCAGUUGUAGGAGGCAUUCCCUCAUCAUUUUACCCACUAUGUGGUGUUCCAACCAUUCGUGCAGAUAUUCCUGCCCCUCGAUUUCGCCGCAUCAGUGACAACACUAACUAUGGGGAUCAAGCCACUGCAUUUGCAUUAUUAUACCCCUCUAUCUUUAGCAAUAAAGGAGUAUAUGAGAAAGACAUCUUCAAGACAAGAUCAAAAGAUGAGAUUGCACGCAUUUUGCGCAACAUUGGUGUCCAACUUUCGGAUGAAAGCUUUGAUGAAGUAUGGAACCAGGCCUCUCAGAAAGAUCAUAGAGGAGAGGUUUGUGUAGAAUCCAUCAGAAAUGUACUGGAUGAGAUGCAGGCAUCAUAUAUAAAAAGCAGAUCAUGAUGCUUCUCUGGGUUCUCUGAUAUUUAAUGUAUUUAAUUUGCAAUCCGACGUGGUACAUCAUUCCCCUAUAUAAAGUGGACUCUCUUA